Molecule: messenger RNA, 1449 nt
Organism: Caenorhabditis remanei
Lineage: Eukaryota; Metazoa; Nematoda; Chromadorea; Rhabditida; Rhabditidae
Exons: 9
Coding region: 1-1449 (482 amino acids)
Source: RefSeq, a predicted model, not a curated record
AUGGUGUAUACGAGACGUAAAACUUCAGUUAAAUCACACGAAAAUGCUGCUGCGACAUCUACAAAAGUAUUAAAAAGUGGCAGAGGAAAGGCCAAUAAAGCGGUUAAAAGUGGCGUUAAAACCGUCAGAGAUACUGAAAGAGAAAAAGAAAAAGAAACGUUGACGUUGAAAACAGGACCUCCUGAAGUCGUUGAUGAGAUGGGACCAGUUCCAGCUGCAGAUUUUGUCGAAGACGAUAUGGAAGAAAUUGCCGCUCCAUAUUCGUCAUCGAAUCGUCUUGUCGAUUCACCGGUUUAUGAAGACUUAGAAAACGUGCGGCACGAGGAGCUGUUAUCAGCUAAUGUGAAGGAAGAGCAUACAUCAACACCGAAAAAUGCAAAAUUAAUUCCACCUCCGAGAUUUAUAAAAAAAGAGCAUUUGUUGACAAGUUCGUUUCGUACUGUGAAUGAACAGUCUACAAGUCACUCUUCGUCUUUCGCAAACGGAUUGAGAGAGUACAACGUCGCCGGAACUCCUUCUCAAUUUUGUCCAACACCAUCGUACUCGCAAAGAGUUACCCCUUUCAACUCAGAAUUGGGAGUUCGAGAGCGACAGAGCCAUUUCUCCACUCAAAACAAAACAUGGAAUCCUGUCGGAUUCUCAGCAAACAAUUUGUAUGAUAUGACAAAUGGGAUUCCUUUGCCACGAUUAGAAUGCGAAGAGAACCUGAAGAAGUUGACCAAAAACUAUCUCGACGCGGACUACUACCCGUUUCUUCAAAUCGCUCAGCGAUUUCAUAAUGUCAACAAGGACAUGGAAAUGUUAGCGAUGGGUCAGGCGUUUAACGUCGCAAUGCUGAACAAGAUGACUGCUCGACUCCGCCAAGCGGAACGGGCAAAUGAAACAUUGGAAAGAGAGUCUGAUAUUAUCAGAGGUGUUGGAUUCGAUUUGAAAAAAGCCACGGAAGUCGAGGAAGUUGUUGAGCUCCCGUGCAAAAAAAACUUCAAAUUGUCAUCAAUUGUUACUGUGGCGGAGGCUUCGAAAUACACCUCAUCCCGUUUUUAUGGUGAUUCGAAGCAUUUAAUUCGAUUCGUUUACAAAGAAGUAGCAAAACGUGAUGAUUUCUUUGCCGGAUACUCCGCCCAAGACAGUUCAAAUGCUGGAUACUUUCCAUUCGGAGACAAAUUCUACGGCCCAAUCGUCGAUUUUGUAAUCGCCGGUUUCCGACAACCGAGGGAUAUCAACACGCUUACAACUCUUCAUUGUGCCGCUAGGGAAUCGAUGGUCAAUCUACUAGAUAGAUUCCGUAAGGAGUAUAAAGAUAAAAUGGAAACAACUCCUAAAGAAGUCGGCGAAGCUCUAAAAGAUCGUCUUCUCCGCUUGUCUCUUGAGGAGGACCGUUCGUAUAGCGAACCUCUGGACUUCUACGAUUCAUCACCGCCACACGACAAUUACACCUGCCUCAAAUAA